Messenger RNA from Meriones unguiculatus (Mongolian gerbil), 747 nucleotides. RefSeq names its product zinc finger protein 436-like. NCBI's taxonomy places the organism in Eukaryota, Metazoa, Chordata, Mammalia, Rodentia, Muridae. The record is from RefSeq and is a predicted model, not a curated record. Gene Ontology annotation, cellular component: nucleus. Gene Ontology annotation, biological process: regulation of transcription by RNA polymerase II. Gene Ontology annotation, molecular function: RNA polymerase II transcription regulatory region sequence-specific DNA binding; DNA-binding transcription factor activity, RNA polymerase II-specific.
UGUAAUGAGUGUGGCAAAGCCUUUGCAGAAAACAGUCAUCUCAUGAGCCAUAAAAGAACACACACUGGAGAGAAACCUUAUGAAUGUAAUGAGUGUGGCAAAGCCUUUGCAGAAAACAGUCAUCUCAUGAGCCAUAAAAGAACACACACUGGAGAGAAACCUUAUGAAUGUAAAGAGUGUGGCAAAGCCUUUGCAGAAAACAGUACUCUCUUAAGCCAUAAAAGAACACACACUGGAGAGAAACCUUAUGAAUGUAACCAGUGUGGUAAAGCCUUUGCACAAAACAGUCAUCUCAACCAUAAAAGAACACACACUGGAGAGAAACCUUAUGAAUGUAAUGAGUGUGGCAAAGCCUUUGCAGAAAACAGUACUCUCUUAAGCCAUAAAAGAACACACACUGGAGAGAAACCUUAUGAAUGUAACCAGUGUGGUAAAGCCUUUGCACAAAACAGUCAUCUCAUGAGCCAUAAAAGAACACACAGUGGAGAGAAACCUUAUGAAUGUAAUGAGUGUGGUAAAGCCUUUGCAAAAAACAGUCAUCUCAUGAGCCAUAAAAGAACACACACUGGAGAGAAACCUUAUGAAUGUAACCAGUGUGGUAAAGCCUUUGCAAAAAACAGUCAUCUCAUGAGCCAUAAAAGAACACACACUGGAGAGAAACCUUAUCAAUGUAACCAGUGUGGUAAAGCCUUUGCAGAAAACAGUCAUCUCAUAAGACAUAAAAGAACACAUACUGGAAAGAAAACU